AUGGAAGUGCUUUGCAGGGUUGGCACUCGUGCGAAAGUCAUGCAGGCAAUGCCCGUCGUGUCUCAGUCGGGCCAACAGGUGGGCUUGCAGAUGCUAGUCAACGGUAUCGACAUCGUUCGCAUGGAGGAGGUUCUUCAAAAGGGUCCACCCCUGCAGGUCAAGAUCUCACAGGUGAAGUACGAAAACGAAGAUCCUCCGGACGACAUGCUCAAGGCCACCAUGAACGAGACAAUGCAGACCAUCAAGGAGAUCAUGAAGGUUAACCCAGGUUUCCGCGAAUAUGCAUCGCUCAUAAACCAGAGCUACUACGAUCGCGUGGAGAAGAUGAAAGCUCACGUGGUGGCGCACUUCGCAGCCGCCCUCACUUCGGCGGACGGCAUAGAUCUCCAGAAGGUCCUGGAAGCCACGAAUGCCCAAGACAAGAGCAGGCUCGCCUUGGAGCUUGUGAAGAAGGAGUUGGAGCUGUCGAAGCUUCAACAGAAGAUCGCAUCACAGAUCGAGGACAAGAUGAACAAGCACCAGCGGGAGUUCAUGCUGCGCGAGCAGCUCAAGUCCAUCAAGAAAGAGCUGGGCAUUGACAAGGAUGAUGGAUCCGAUGCACUCCUGCAGAAGUUCAAGCAACGCCUCGAGGAAAAGACGGUGCCCAAGGAGGUCAAGGAG
Molecule: messenger RNA, 660 nt
Organism: Symbiodinium necroappetens
Lineage: Eukaryota; Dinophyceae; Suessiales; Symbiodiniaceae
Source: the annotation of a GenBank genome assembly